Messenger RNA from Truncatella angustata, 630 nucleotides. RefSeq lists its product as uncharacterized. Bases 1 to 630 code for a protein of 209 amino acids. The transcript has 2 exons. NCBI's taxonomy places the organism in Eukaryota, Fungi, Ascomycota, Sordariomycetes, Amphisphaeriales, Sporocadaceae. The record is from RefSeq and is a predicted model, not a curated record.
AUGCCUGCAGGCUAUUCCAACUCUCCCACUUUGGUCCCGCUCUAUGACGAGUCCAUGUCUCAUCAAAUUCAAUCCGACAAGAGCCCCUGGCGACCGACUACAUUACCUAGCCAGUCGCUCACCAUUAUCGACAAGUCAAGACCUCUCCGCAUCUCUGUAUUUGGCAAGCCAGGUAUUGGAAAGGCGGCUUGGAUUCGGCGAGCGCUUGAACUGGCCCCAUUUCCAGAACAGUAUCUGCCUAUAGUACAUCACAGCCACGUAUGUAACUCAAACUGCGAUAGGCAUGACGGUUGUUUCGAGAUUGCGGACGCGGGUGACUUAGCGACCACUGUCCCCACAACACUCCAACGAUGGGCACAAGAAACGGAGGGGCAUAUCUUACCGUUCACACCUAUGUGCCGCGAAUCAUUGCAAAUAUUUCAUCAAUUAGUAGCCAUGAAGAUCCUUCACGGACCGGUAAUGAUGAUAGAACUAGAAGAGACAACCGAGGACACGUGGCAUGUCAGCGUUGAAGCUUUCAAGAUGGCUAAGACUAAAGGUUGGAUAUUUUUGAGUGCUAAAGACUACCCAAAACCCACAGAGCAGUUGCAGCGAAUAGCCGAGGUGAUCAUGUCCAAGAAGAGGUCCUAG